This is a messenger RNA of Argiope bruennichi, 4705 nucleotides long. Its product is annotated as SCY1-like protein 2. The transcript is spliced from 17 exons. Gene Ontology annotation, molecular function: protein kinase activity; ATP binding. Gene Ontology annotation, biological process: protein phosphorylation. The record is from RefSeq and is a predicted model, not a curated record. The coding region runs from base 276 to 2918 and encodes 880 amino acids. Lineage: Eukaryota; Metazoa; Arthropoda; Arachnida; Araneae; Araneidae.
ACGAGUCUCGUUUUGGUCUGCUGAAAUCUUCGACGAAAAUUUUUUUUAUAAUUGUAUCUAUCAUUCACUGUUAAACAAAAACAAACAAAAUAAAACUGUAACCUGGAUAUUGCGUAGAAUGUAAUUUUUAAGUUUCUUAAUGAUCUGAAUUUUCAUAUUUUCUGAAGUAGUCUUUUAAACAACAGAUAUUUUUAGUCACUUUCUAAAUAAAUCGAAAGAAAUUAAAUUUUUAUACAUGAAUCGAUGACAGUAUAUGACAUUUGUAAGAAACCGUUAUGGAGAUGCUAAAUCGUAUUAAAAGCACUGUUUCUAACUUCAGCACAGUGCUGCCUGGCAAUCCUGUCACCCGUGAAUAUGAAAUUGUUGAGCAUGUGGCAAGUGCUGGCCCUGCUCUGUUAUGGAAAGUUUACAAAGGCAUAAAAAAAUCUACAAAAGAAGAAGGAGCAGUUUUUGUAUUGGAAAAGAAAUUAUUAGAUAGAUAUUCUAAGCAUGAGCGUGAAACCAUAUUAACAAUUUUAAAAAAUGGUAUUGCAAGAUUAACGAGACUUAGACAUCCUAGCAUAUUGACCGUUCAGCAAGCAUUAGAAGAAUCUAGAGAAAGUUUAGCAUUUGCUACAGAACCUGUGUUUGCAAGCUUAGCAAAUAUUCUAGGAUGUACAGAAAAUAUGCCAGUUCCUCCUCCUAAAGCUCUAAAAAAUUUUGAGCUAUUUGAUGUUGAAAUAAAAUAUGGAUUUCUUCAGUUGACUGAAGGUUUAGCCUUUUUACAUAAUGAUGUGAAAAUGAUCCAUGGGAAUAUAAAUCCAGAAUCGAUCCUUGUGAAUCAAAGUGGAGCAUGGAAGUUGGCAGGGUUUGAUUUCUGCAUUCAAUUGGAAAAGAAUCCCGACUUCCAGAGUGAUCAAUUUAGUUUAGGUGAGAUUAACAUAGAUCUGCCUCCUCCUUGCCUUCCUAACCUAAAUUAUGUUGCUCCUGAACGUCUUUUGGGAAGCUCCAGCAAUUUUGCCAGUGAUAUGUUUUCUUUGGGUCUUCUAUUUUAUGCUGUCCAUAAUCAAGGGAAAUCUCUGCUUUUGAAUUCUGGAUGUAGCAUGGCUUCCAUUAAGAAUAACUACAAUCAGCUGAAAAUGCUUUCACCAAAUGCUCUUUCAAACUUGCCUCAGGAAAGUCGAGAACAUGUUAAAAUGCUUCUAAAUUGUACUGCUGAAUUACGACCUGAUGCUUUCCAAACAUCAAAGUUACCCAUGUUUGAGGAUUUUGGCGUUAAAACUCUUCAGUAUUUGGAUUCUUUAUACCAGUGGGAUAAUUUGCAGAAAUCACAAUUUUAUAGAGGCCUCCCUCAAAUAAUAACAAAGAUGCCCAAGAGAGUAAAUCUUCAUCGGAUUAUUCCUUGUCUUGCUAAAGAAUAUCACACGCCUGAAAUGGUACCAUUUAUUCUUCCUAAUGUGCUGCUUGUUGCUGAAGAUGUAACAAAAGAAGAAUUUCAGUCCCUUAUUCUCCCUGAUAUGGUUCCUCUAUUCCGGUUACAAGAACCAGUUCAAAUUACAUUAAUAUUUAUGCAAAAAAUGGAGUUGCUGUUAUCAAAAUGUCCACAAACAGUAAUUACUAAUCAUGUUUUACCUAUGGUCUACAGAGCUCUUGAAUCUGAUGCUCAACAAAUACAGGAACUUUGCUUGAGUAUCAUUCCUAAGUUUGCUAGUCUCAUUGAAUAUUCAGCUAUGAAAAAUGCUCUUUUACCUCGCAUCAAGAAACUGUGUAUUUCUACUAGUUAUCUUUCAGUACGUGUAAAUUGUCUUGUUUGCAUUGGGAAACUUCUUGAACAUUUAGACAAGUGGUUAGUUCUGGAUGAAAUUCUUCCUUUCCUUCCUCAAAUACCAUCUAAAGAGCCAGCUGUUCUAAUGGGUGUUUUAGGUAUUUUGAAGUUAACAAUGUCACACAAGAAAUUAGGCAUCACAAAAGAAAUUAUGGCAACUAAAAUUAUUCCAUUCCUUAUGCCUUUAUCUAUAGAAAAUGGCUUAACUUUGAAUCAAUUUAAUGCUAUCAUGACUGUUGUGAAAGAAAUGGUGAGUUUUGUGGAAGCAGAACACAAGACGAAAUUGGAGCAGCUCAAUUCCAUUCGACAAGAGCAUGGCUCUACAUUAGAAAUGGCCCAAAUGGUUCCAGGAAGCCAAAGUCUUGUUCCUGAUUUGGGCUUGGAAGGAAAUAAACCAGGGGUUGAUGAUAUGUUUAAAAAUCUUGGUUUAUCGUCAUAUCAAAGUACAAAUAAAAAUGUGAAAGCCUCUUCUCCGAAUAAUGUCAUGGGAAAUCAGCAACAAAGUGAAAAAGCUUAUUCAAAACCCUCUUCUAUGUCGCUUGAAGAAAAAAAGACUUUGAGCUGGAACCAGGACCAGCAGCGUAAGUGGAAUAACCAAGGGCAAGGAGAACCUUUAGUUCCAUCCCGUGAUCCAACAACUUCUCUCAUUGAAUCCAACUUGCGAGGACUUGGUUCUACUAACAAGUCCAUGAACUCUUUCUCCUCCCUCAAUUUAACUACAAGCACAAAUUACAUUCCAAACAACUGGUCACCUAAUUUUGGACCUCCUACUACACUUCAACAACCUCAUUCUUUUGCUGGGGGUUUUCAACAACCAAAUUCUGGCUUUCAGCAACCAAAUUCUUUGGUGGGAGGGUAUGCAUCCUUAGCAUCCAGUCCUCCCCACCAAGUUCAACAACCUACCUUUCAAAGUAACUCUCCUGCAAGUAUGGAUUUGCGCUCGCUGGAUAGUCUGUUGCCAAAUAUGGGUCCCAGAAAUACUCCUACCCUUGCUCAACUAAGCAGUGGAACUAAAGAUUUUACUUCAUCUAUUCCCUUAAUUCCAUCUCCUCCACGCUACUCUGCACCAGCAAGUAAUUUAGCUAAGAGUGAAUUGGAGGAUCUGCUUGGAUAAAAAAAAAGGGUACUAAUCCUUUGUAUUGUGAUUGUAAAUAUAUAUACAUUUAAAUACUUUUAUUUUCAGUAAUGUUGAAAUUGUGAGGAUGAUUUGCUGUGAACUAAAUAUGUAUAAAUAAAACAAAAUAUGUACAUGAAAAAUGAGAGAAAUGCACUUCAUUUCUUUAAGAUUCCUGUUUUUUUACAAACAUGCGAUUAUGUGUUAAGAGUAAAUACUAUAUUAUUUUUUUAUCUUUCUUAAGUAUGUCACUCUAUCUUAAUAUUUGAGUAUUUUUUAUAGAUGUUUGGAAUUUUUUUGAAUGUAUUAUACAUGCUACGGCAUGCAUGAUAUGUUUUAUUUUUUAUUAAUAUUUGGAAGGAGGAAAAAAUGUUUUUCUAAAUCAUAGUUGUCUCAUUUUAUUUUAUUUAAAUUGGUAUACUGACCUUAUAAUAUUUAGUCUUAAAUUAAUGUGGUACAAUUAAUAUGAUACAUUGCAUUUUGUGGAAUAUUUUUUCCUUUUAGCUUGCUUAUUAUUUUAUUUUUUUAGUAGGAAAAAAAAUUAACUCCUCCAGGUAUAUGAAAAUGAAAGUGGAAUUUUACACAUAGUCUGUAAAAAACAUUGACUUAUUUAAAAAGCACUAAAAAAUGUGACUUAAUAUAUGACUGUAUGAAUAAAUUUUUGUGAAUUUUUAAAAAAUUUUAGUUGAUAUUUUGACAUUUUUAUGUGAUGAAAAAAAUUUUAAUGAAAAUGUGAAUUGUCAUUUUGAAUAAUCUUAAAAGUUUAUACAUGCAAUCUCAUUUUUAUUUGAUAUUUAUAGUUCAAGAAUUCUUGGUUUAGAUAUUAAAAUAUUCAUAACUGUACUUAAACAUUCCUGAAGUGAUUAUUGGCAUGAUCAGUAUUAAAGACGAUUUUUAGUAAUACUUGUGCUAAAUCUGUGCUUUCACAUUUUAUGAUUGAAUUUUUUUUUUCUUUCCUUCUUUCUAGUCAUUAAUAAGCAUCACAUUUAAUUCAGUUUUAGAUCUUUGAAAACAUUUUAAGUUUCCUCAAUAAAUAAAAAAAACUUCUAAUAAUAAUUUCUGUUAAAUUAAUAGCUUUUUAACAUUUACUUUCAGCUAUUCUCCUGAUACUUUAUAUGAAAAAUUCAAAUAUUCUUUAAUAGAAAAAAAAUUCAAAAUAAAUAUAAUGAUUGACAAUUCUAUAUGUUGAGAAUUUUUGAGAAAAAAUCAGCAUCCAUAUUUUUUUACAUAUAAUUAUAUACCUUAUUAUUAUUAUGUUAGUAUUCAGAAAAUGACAUUCCCAAUGUGUAAAAAAUGCUUUAAAUGGGAAGUAUGAAUAUUUUAUGGGAUCUAGACCUUCCCUUAAUGGACAUAAAUCAAAAUUUAUAUUUAUCUAUAAAGACUUGGUGUAGUUAUUCUAUUUUCACAGAAAUAAAUGCAUUUAUCCUAGAGCUUAUUUGAGUUCACUAUAUUACAUUCAAUUGCACUGCUUUGUUAUUUUAGUAGUUUUAUAUCUUUCAUUGCGAGCAGGUAUUAAUGUUUUUUAUUCAGUUCUUAAAUUAUUUCAACUUUACAGGAAAUUUGGAAUAUUAACAUAAAAUUUUCCCAUUUUUAACUUUUAUAUUUAAAAUUACAACUUAAUCUGACAGUUGUUGGUUCUAUGCUUUCUUUAUUGCAAAACCAAAGAAAUUAAUAUUUUGUGUUGGUAUAUUUUCAGUUUAACAAGUAUGAAAUAUGUAUGAAUUACUAUUUAUAAUGAAACAUGAAAGGCAUUCAGUGUGUUUAUAUUUUAUUCUGGAUAAAUGUUU